Molecule: messenger RNA, 2150 nt
Organism: Drosophila eugracilis
Lineage: Eukaryota; Metazoa; Arthropoda; Insecta; Diptera; Drosophilidae
Product: gelsolin-like
Biological process (GO): barbed-end actin filament capping; actin polymerization or depolymerization; actin filament severing
Cellular component (GO): actin cytoskeleton; cytoplasm
Molecular function (GO): actin filament binding; phosphatidylinositol-4,5-bisphosphate binding
Source: RefSeq, a predicted model, not a curated record
AAACUUAGUUCUGAAAUGGAAAAGAGUAAUCGUGUUACAAUUGAAAAUAGGAGAGUCAAAAAACUGUCUUGGGAUGUGCACUUCUGGCUUGGAUCAGAGACGUCUACUGACGAGGCCGGAUCUGCAGCUAUUUUCACUGUCCUUGAUGAUUUGUUGAACGGGGGUCCGAUCCAACACCGCGAGGUGCAGGACCACGAGUCACAGUUAUUUCUCGGCUACUUCAAAAAUGGUAUUCGCUACCAACAGGGCGGCGUCGGAUCUGGUUUCAAACACGUAGAGAGCAAUGCCCAGGGGGAGAAGCGACUAUUUCAGGUCAAGGGGAUGAACAAGGGCGAUUGCUUUAUUUUAGAUGCCGGAAGCGAUAUAUAUGUCUACGUGGGCUCCCAGGCAAAGCGAGUCGAGAAACUGAAGGCAAUAAGCGCUGCAAACCAGAUCAGAGACCAGGAUCACAACGGUCGAGCCCGAGUUCAAAUCAUCGACGAAUUUAGCAUUGAUUUCGAUAAACAGCAUUUCUUUGAUGUGCUUGGGUCGGGUUCAGAUGACAAGGUGCCUGAGGAGUCAGCCUCCGACGAGGAUGGUGCGUUCGAGAGGUUAGACGCCGCAGCGGUUAUCCUCUACAAGGUUAGCGACUCCAGUGGCAAAUUGAAAGUCGACGUAAUUAGCCAAAAACCAUUAACCCAGACUAUGCUGGAUACACACGAAUGCUUUAUCCUUGACACCGGUUCCGGAAUAUUCGUUUGGGUCGGAAAGGGCGCCUCUCAAAAGGAGAAGACUGAUGCCAUGAUCAAAGCACAGGAGUUUUUACGCAGCAAAAAGUACCCGGCGUGGACUCAAAUUCACCGCAUUGUGGAAGGCGCUGAGUCUGCACCAUUUAAGCAGUAUUUUGCUACCUGGCGUGAUGUUGGAAUGGCGCAUACUCGUCUCAUUCGCUCGGCUUUGGACAUCGGCUCUUAUGAAUCACUAGAUGUCGACCAAAUCGACGGUGUGGUGUCUCAGAUGAAGAAGAGCGGCGGUCGGGCCUUCGGCUUCAUGCCUGAUCAUGGUCAAAACUGUAUUGAAACCAUUACCCAGUAUGUUACUAAGACUGGCUCUGAUGAAAUCUUAACCAACACCGUGUCUUUUGAGGAGAGCGUCCCCCUUCAGGGAUUCGCUUCAUAUGUUCUCACUUAUAACUAUGAGGACAAUACCGGAGACACUGGUUUCAUAACGUAUGUUUGGCAGGGAAUAAACUCUUCCUCCGCCGCAAAGAAGCGUGCCGUGAAGAUGGGUCUAGAUGUCGCAGAAAAGCAGGAAGGUCUUUUUGUGUUGGUCAACCGGCACGAGCCUCGCCACUUCUAUAAGAUAUUUAAAGGACAGUUGAUAACAUCCUACACGGCACUCCCGGUAGCUGCACAACUUUUCCGCAUACGAGGCACUGUAGAAAGCGAUGUGCAUGCCAAUGAGGUACCUGCUGAAAGUUUAUCCUUCGCCUCGCGUGAUCCCUUCGUCCUUCUUUCUGGACAUUCCCACAGGAUAUAUAUUUGGAACGGCAUGGGCGCAUCUGCCUUUGAGAAAAAAGUUGCCUUAAAUCGCUUCUCCCUGUACUGGGAUGACGUUGAGUUUGAGAAUGUGGAGGAGGGUGCGGAAUCAGAUGAGUUCUGGGAGGAGUUAAACGGCGAAGGCCAGUACGAUCGGAGCUUGAGCGAUCCAGGGGCACCGCUGCUGGAUCCGCGCCUUUUCCAUUGCCGUUUAAGCUCUAAUGAAUUUAUUAAAUUUGAGGAAGUGGCUAAGUACGAACAAGAGGACUUGGACUCCGAUGACGUCAUGCUAAUGGAUGCUGGAGAUGAGCUCUACUUAUGGGUUGGCUCUUGCACGACUGAUGAGGAAAAUUCGAAGUUUCUAGAUAUGGCUAAGGUGUAUAUUCGAGCGGAGCCCACAGCGCGUUCCAUCGACACGGUGACCGUUAUCCGCGUCCCUCAGGGCAAGGAGCCCAACGUUUUCAAGCGCAUGUUUCCUAGCUGGGAUAACAAUUACUGGAAGAACUUGCCCUCCUAUGAAGACAUAAAGCGAAGUGUUUUUGAUGCCAACAAUAAGGUGUAAAACAUUCUAAAUACUGCUGAAUAAAAUGUACCAAAAAAACUGUGUUUGUUAUGUAUUGUUAAGACCUUUGC